Molecule: messenger RNA, 576 nt
Organism: Hibiscus syriacus
Lineage: Eukaryota; Viridiplantae; Streptophyta; Magnoliopsida; Malvales; Malvaceae
Product: heavy metal-associated isoprenylated plant protein 45-like
Exons: 3
Coding region: 171-572 (133 amino acids)
Molecular function (GO): metal ion binding
Source: RefSeq, a predicted model, not a curated record
UUAUAGCUUUUGCUUUUCCCAAGAAACUCUGACCUUUUGGCUCCCUUCCUUCUCUGUCUCCCUACAGAUAUUAUUAUUAUUACUUGAUUUGAUUUUCUUCCUUUAAGAUUUGACAUUUUGGUUCAUGUACGCAUGUUUGAAUUACCAGAGUGAGUGGAAAAAAAAAAGCAAUGGGAAAACUCAGUUUUGGUAAGAUGCUAGAUUGUUUAUAUCUGUCUUCAAUCUCAGGCUCAUCAUGUUCUUGUUUCUGCAUGAACACUUUAGAUGAUGAGUUUGAGAAGAAGCCACUGAUAACAUCUGAAAAGCCCCAGUUGCUGAGAUUGAAAGAUGUUUUUUCUGGCAAUCAGACCUUGGCCUUUCAACUUAAGCCUAAGAUGGUGGAACUAAGGGUUUCCAUGCAUUGCCAUGGCUGUGCAAGGAAAGUAGAGAAACACAUUUCCAAACUUGACGGAGUGACCUCGUACAAGGUAGACCUGGAAAGCAAAAGGGUAGUUGUUAUUGGUGAUAUACUCCCUUCUGAAGUGCUCGAGAGCGUCUCAAAGGUUAAAAGUACAGAGCUUUGGACCUCCUGAAGAA